GCAUUUUCCGGAAUCUGCCAGUUUCUCCACCGCAUUUUAACUUUUCACAAACUAGACGGAAUUUCCCGUAAAAUUAUCGCCAUUUCUGCUCGUCACAUUGCGUUUUACCCUGAAUAGGGACGAGAACGUCCCCGUAGGACCAAAAGGGAAGUUUUAGGAGUCACAGGGACACAUUUUGGAGCUUUAACCGUCUACACGGAGGACCCCGGAGCUUGUGGACCGCAGGCCCUUUAGGAAGAACAAGGCCAGGAGACUGUCUACACUGACUCACUUAAAGCUCCAGAGAAACGCAAAUGGAACUCCACCUCAAGUCUGGAGAGCUCCUUGAUCUCUUCAAGUCAUUCGACUCUGGAAACAAGGGAGCGUUGAACAGAGCGGAUCUAUCGCACAUCUUCGCCAAUGUUCUCGGGAAUAAACAGACGGAUGAAGAAAUUCAGGCCUUGAUGCAACACAUUGCCGGAAAGGAUAUCCAAGGGAACGAUGUGGAAGCCAUAGACUUUGCAAUGUUUAAAGAUCUCGUCAAUAAUACCCUCAAGAACCAACCAAUUGAGGCUAUACUAAGGGGCCCCUUCAAGAAGAUUUCAGGAGGUAAAGGAGAGGUAACAAUUGAUGAGCUGCUAGACUUUGCCGGGAAAGCAGGAAUUGAGAGCGGGAGCGACGCCAAAGUUCGGCUAAUGGCGAGAAUGCCUGAUGGUAAAGCAAACUUUGAGGAGUUUUGCAAAUGCGUCGCAAAUGGGUAGUAAUGGCGAGUAUACGCAGUAUAGGAGCCUGUGUAUUCAGUGUUUGGUAGAUGGAGUAAUGGUAUACCCUGGAACUACUCGUAUGGGUAAGUAUUGUAGAAGCAUACCACGUCUAUACA
This is a messenger RNA of Theileria equi strain WA, 859 nucleotides long. RefSeq lists its product as hypothetical. Lineage: Eukaryota; Apicomplexa; Aconoidasida; Piroplasmida; Theileriidae. The transcript has a single exon. The coding region runs from base 294 to 740 and encodes 148 amino acids. The record is from RefSeq and is a predicted model, not a curated record.